This is a messenger RNA of Tripterygium wilfordii, 1708 nucleotides long. RefSeq names its product adenylyltransferase and sulfurtransferase MOCS3. Lineage: Eukaryota; Viridiplantae; Streptophyta; Magnoliopsida; Celastrales; Celastraceae. Gene Ontology annotation, cellular component: cytosol; cytoplasm. Gene Ontology annotation, molecular function: URM1 activating enzyme activity; adenylyltransferase activity; thiosulfate-cyanide sulfurtransferase activity. The transcript has 11 exons. The record is from RefSeq and is a predicted model, not a curated record. Bases 81 to 1490 code for a protein of 469 amino acids. Gene Ontology annotation, biological process: tRNA wobble position uridine thiolation.
UUUAGGGUUUUAUUCUUCUGCCUUUGUUGUCUCCCCUCUGCUCGAGGUUUUACUUCACAGUCAGACAAGCAAACACAACAAUGGAUUCAAACGGAGGAGGAGAAGUGUGUAGGAUCCUCCGCGAACUCAAGACCUUAAAGGCAUCUAAGAGCGACAUCGAGCGUCGAAUUUCGGACCUAGAAGCUCAGCUCCGGGAGCUAAAUCUCAACAACGGCACCGUCGUUCCUAAUGGUUCCUCCUGCACUCUAAUGUCCACCGUUGAUUCUGGUUUUGGUCAUGGACUUUCGGCGGAUAUGAUUUACCGAUAUAGUCGCCAGCUCUUGAUUCCUUCAUUCGGUGUCCAAGCUCAAUCAAAUCUAUUAAAGUCUUCAAUUUUAGUUGUUGGAGCUGGGGGGUUGGGCUCGCCUGCCCUGCUAUAUCUUGCAGCUUGUGGUGUUGGUCGCUUAGGUAUUGUUGAUCAUGAUGUGGUUGAGCUAAAUAAUAUGCACAGACAGAUUAUACACACGGAAGCAUAUAUUGGCCAACCAAAAGUGAAGUCUGCUGCUGCUUCCUGUCGCUCGAUCAAUUCCACGAUACAAAUUGUGGAACACAAAGAAGCUUUAUGCGCAUCCAAUGCCUUGGAAAUUUUGAGCAAGUAUGACAUAAUAGUAGAUGCAACAGAUAAUGCACCAAGUCGUUACAUGAUCAGUGAUUGCUGCGUAGUGUUGGGAAAGCCUCUUGUAUCUGGUGCUGCAGUGGGAUUGGAAGGACAGCUUACAGUCUAUAACUACAAUGGAGGUCCGUGCUAUCGGUGCCUAUUUCCAACUCCACCACCUACAACAGCGUGUCAAAGAUGUUCUGACAGUGGAGUUCUAGGAGUGGUUCCUGGUGUCAUUGGUGUCCUUCAAGCACUAGAGACCAUUAAAAUUGCUGCAGCUGUUGGUGAACCACUCUCGGGCCGGAUGCUUUUGUUUGAUGCAUUGUCAGCAAGGAUUCGUAUUGUCAAAAUUAGAGGCAGGUCAUUGCAAUGUGAAGUUUGUGGAGAAAACACGGCAUUCACCCAGAAGCAAUUCAGUGAAUUUGAUUAUGAGAAUUUCACUCAAUCCCCAUUAUCAACAUCUCCAUUGAAGUUAAACCUGCUUCCGGCAGAUAGUAGAAUAAGCAGCAAGGAGUUCAAAGAGAGAAUCGUUAAUGGUGAAGCAAAUGUGUUGGUUGAUGUACGCCCCCCGCACCAUUACAAGAUUGUUUCCCUUCCCGGGUCCGUGAACAUCCCAUUGUCAAGAUUGGAGUCCAGGUUGCCAGAAAUCUCUUCAUUUUUAAAUGAAACAAAAGAGCGCAAGGCGUUGAAUCCUGAUUCAGUUCCUAGCCUCUAUGUAAUAUGUAGAAGAGGUAAUGAUUCACAGAGAGCUGUUCAGCUCCUCCACAAGAUGGGUUUCACCAUAGCCAAGGACAUAAUCGGAGGUCUCGAGUCCUGGGCCCAAGAUGUGGAUCAAAACUUCCCGACCUACUGAAAAUCAUGCCAUUGGGACGUCUUAGUUAUGCUUCAUAGUAUUUCUAUCCUCCAUGGAUUGUGUCAUAAGAAAACAGUUUGGUGAUUACCAGAAUAAGUAACAUAGGACAAACCAUUGGUGAUUUCCAUAGGAAACUAAUAUAAUUGAGUAGGGCUCGAUUGGUUACCCUUGUAUUGUAAUCACAAUGUUUGCUUUAAUUUUAACUUUUUAUUUUUUGU